AUGUUCUAUCCCCAAGGUACGGCAAAGGCCAUCGCGUCUAGCUGCAAGAUACAAGGACCACAUCCCAUUUCGCCCCCAUCUCGUCGAACAGACACCCUCCAGACUUAUUCUACCAGGGACUGCCGGCCGCUUGACAUAGACAUGCAGACGAUACUUCCUGUUUGGAGCCAGACUGCUCCUCGCGACUUUGUGUCGUACUCGAUGUGCUUUCCUUUCCAAGCCAGCGCUUUGCCGAAUGCGCAAGAGGCAGCCAGAGCACACCUUCUCCGAUCCUUGCACCGGUUGGCGGAAACAAGACCCGAGUUCGCCGGGAACCUAAGGCUCUCCACUGCUCUGAAUCAGCCUGGUUGGCUCGUGUGGCACAAGCACAAGGCGAAGGCCGUUUCUGUCGGCCCCGAUGACCAGCCUGGCGAUGGCAUCCACGCCACCUUUGAAGACAUCUCGGCCACUUUUGAAUACAAUUACGACGAGUUGCGGAAGCGAGGGUUCCCACCCGCGGCAUUUACACACGGACGUUUCGCGUUGGGCAUCAACCCAAACCCAGCAGACCCUGGUGCCCAACCAAAGAACCCCGCAGGCGCCGGCGGUGCUCCGAAGCGAAAAGGCGUCCCCGUUCUCAUCGUCCGGACCUUUUCAUCAAGGGGGGACUCCUGUUGCUGUCACAUCUCCACCACGCCUUUGGGGACGGCGAUGCAGAGCAAGGCACGCGACGCCUCGGGAAGGGGAGUCGGAGUGCUGGCCAAAGACUGUCCCGAGUAUCACUAUGUCGCUAACAAGAUGGUCGGUCCGACACAGCCCGUGCUGAGGGAAGGCGGGUUCGACAUGUCAAAGGUUGAGACGGAUGCCAAAGUUUUUGUUUUUACGGAAGCAACGCUACUGAAGCUUAGAGAAAGGCUGAGGCCUCGGAGUCGGGUUGGCGAGACGAUUGGACAGAUGCCAUCCAUCUACGUGUGCCUUUCCGCACUGGCAUGGGCUCAUGUUGCGCACGCCAGACAUGAAACGGAAAGUCAAGAAGACGGCGUGAGUGCAGCGGGUGACGCAACGCUCAUGAACCCGGUGAACUGGAUCAAGCGCAUGAAGUCGGUUGAACAAGCAUCAUCGGCCUCGCAAACAAACUCCCGCACCAGUGGCGUGCACAACACAGCCAUCAACGGCUACCUCCCACCACCCGGCAAGACGUUCAUCAAAGUCGACGACUACUUUGGAAACGCCACAACAAAGUGUCUGACCACCGUGCCGCCCCAAAAGCUUCUGGACGCAGCCCGCAACCGUGACCUCAGUGACCUAAGCGACCUUUCAGCCGCCAUACGACUCAGCAUAUCAGCGGUAGACGGCGGCUACGUCGACGCCCGCACGCGGCUGUACAAUGCCCUGACGGACUACCGCACGCUCGGGCUCGAGGACGACCCGCGGCUCUGGCAUGACCUCCAGGUCAACACAUGGCGGCCGUUUGGGGGCGACGCCAUCUUUGACAUACCCGGGGUCGGCGGACCUUGCAAGCCCGAGAGCAUACGCAAGGCGAUGGUGGGCGGCAGGUGCGACUACCGUAACGCCAUCAUCCUGCCGGCAGCCGAGGGUUCGACCGAGCACGAGCUGUUUGUGAGCCUGCCCAAGGUCGCGCUGGACGCCCUAUGCAGCGACCAAGGGUUCAUGAUGUGGGUCGACAGAGUGGCUGGCUGA
Molecule: messenger RNA, 1680 nt
Organism: Pyricularia oryzae 70-15
Lineage: Eukaryota; Fungi; Ascomycota; Sordariomycetes; Magnaporthales; Pyriculariaceae
Exons: 2
Coding region: 1-1680 (559 amino acids)
Source: RefSeq, a predicted model, not a curated record